Molecule: messenger RNA, 2279 nt
Organism: Pocillopora meandrina
Lineage: Eukaryota; Metazoa; Cnidaria; Anthozoa; Scleractinia; Pocilloporidae
Source: the annotation of a GenBank genome assembly
AUGAAGCGCUUUGUUAUGCUGCUGAUUUUUCUAGCGGUGGUGAAUUCAUUUCCUUUGAAAAAUGAGGAAAACGCCGCGCUGAAAACGAAGGUAAUGUUCUACCACAAGAGCUUCGUGUGUUUCAGAUGAGCCAUCAUGUUCAUAGCGUUAACGAAAUUUUAUUUUCACAUUUGAAGCAAUUUUCAAUUAAGUGUCAGAAAUAAUGCAGGAGUGUCUUAUUUUAUCUCAACGGGUCAAAAAAAAGGCUAUUGAUUUAUUUUUGGCCUUUUAUUUCAUGAUGUAAACUCAAUCAAUUAAAAAGCAAUUGCAGUUAAAUGGCAACUUGGUCGUCGAAAGUAAUCACGCAUUGCGUCGACUCUGACAAAGGGCUAACACUCGAAACUUCACCUUUAGAAACUUAAGGGAGAUCGAUUUUCCAUAAAACCAAUUAAUCAUGUGAUAUCCCUCGCAGAGUCAUCACUACAUAUUCUUUAGAAACUUACCGUCUUUAUUCAGGGAUUGCAUUAGCUUUGCUUCACUUCUCCUUGUGUGUGGUCUAAGACAUUCACGACAAUCUAUCAACCAAUCAAAUGCAAAACUAAAACCAAUCACGACUUCAUUAUUUCCUGUUUAUUCCCGCAUUAGAUAGUUAAUCUGUUUAUACUUCGAGUUUUCAUCGGCAUCUUCUGAUAUUUCCUUCUUUCUUCCUCCGUUUGGUCUUGGUUUUACCAGACUCAAUCGAAAAACGCGCUCUCUAUCAUGCUUGAUGUCGACUAUUGGCUAUUGUAUUGUGUGAUUUAUUUUUUAUUUCCUUUUUUGUUGUUGUUGUUGUUCCAUGAUACUCAAUCAAAAAGGCUACAAUAUAAGUCGUGAUGGUGUUGAUUGCUUUCAGAUGAUAUCACUAAAUCGUUACAUAUCAAUACUACCAUUAUUGACAGGACCAUUUUUAUUUAAAGGUCUUGGGUCCCCGUGUACUAGAUGCUGGUAAGCGCAGGAUCCUACCGAACAGACCAAUAAUUGGUAAGUGCAUUUCAACUUUUUUACUGCUUUACGGCUUUUUGAAAAGUGUCACGGAGCCAUUUUUUAAAGUCAAAGUUGAACGACGAUACCGCCUCCCCCCCGCUCCACCCCUUCCACACAUAAUCACACACACCCACACUCACAUGUGGUUUUAGCAGUUUUCAAUUCUUCUGGAUUUGUAGAAGAAAAAUUCGAUCUAUGAAUGAUGAACGUAGCUGAGAUAAACCUACUUUCUAAAAGCACUGCGUUGAUGUGAGUUUGACGCAUAGAUAUGAGUGCUCCAAAAAUUGUGCGUAACUCGCGCGGGCCAGAAGAGAAAACUGUUAACCAAUACUGCUACAUCAGUAAUUCUUUGUUGCUAGAGAUCAAUUCAAAUUUUUAAUUUUCAAAAUGAAAAAUAGAGCAAUGACAAUUUCACACGUUAUCAAUUACCUUUGCAGAUACACCUCUUAACCAUCCCGCGCGACAAAGUGGUUGGGGCAGCAAUGUUGGUUGGUCAUCAAUGGAUGUCAGUGUCGGCGGAGGACAAGAAAAUAGUAAACGGGGUUGGGGCAUCAAUGGCAUCGACUACGGAGGUAACCUCGAUUUUGAGCAUAAAAAUGGCAAGUCGAAUUUGGACAUCGAUGGCCAUGUUCAUAAGGAAUGGGGUAAACAUGCUUCUUGUUGUUGUUGUUGUUGUUGUUGUUGUUGUUGUUGACUACGAACAGUCCCUCCUUUUCGGCGAACUUCGUUGAGCGAUUCCAAAAAAUUCAAUGAGACAGGAAAAUGAAGUUAGCGCGCCGCGGGGAGUUUUGGGAGUGUGAUCUCUCACUCUAUAAAACUACCCUCCGCACCCCACCCCCGUUGUUUAUCUAUCCAUCCAUCCAUCCAUCUUUCCAUUUAUAUACUAACCCAUCCUUCCAUUCACGCACCCAUUAGUCUGGUAAUGGCGGGCAAUUUAUAAAAACAAGAAAUCAGAGGUUAAGAUAAGUAGGACCCCUUCUUAUAGCUGGGUGCACUGAUAAUUGGAAACGGAAAUUAUGUGCUUUUUUUCGGCAUUAAUUUUUUAAGCUCUUUAAAGUGAGCUACACUUUUCAGCUCCGAAUCUCUUACGCUGCUGAUUUUUUUUUUCAUAUUUCAGACCCACAAGGGAACUACUUAGUAGUACAUAUGGAUGAAACCCGUGCUAACUUAAUUGUUUCUUUUCCUAACAAAUUUCCGGUUCCAUAUCGAUCUCUUAUCUUGGUAAAUUCGCUCAUAUUUCAGGCCGACGUUAAAGUUCAACGCUCCAAUGAUAUGGG